AUGGCUUCGGCAGAGCCGGAUGACCUUCCGGCAGAGCAGCUGGAGGACAUGCUUUCCGAGCUGCUGGGCAAGUACCAGGAUGCGGGAUUCCAGGGCGCCUUGAAGCAGGCGUACGCGGACUGCGUGCGCAAGCGCCUGGGUCUGCAGGCGGCCCUGGGACCCUUGGUACUGGAGGUGCAGAAGCCGGUGCUGGAGAAAUAUGGUUUGCCCCCGGACGCCCGUGGUGUGGACUUGAUGAAGCACGCGGUCCAACGACGUAUCUGCGAGGGAUCCGACAAGCUGGAGGAUCUCGCAAACGCAGCACGUAAGGCCUUGGGCAUCGAGCCGCUGCCCGAACGCCACUCUACUGCGGAAGCCCAGCUGGCGAGGGGCGCGGACGAGACGGCCGCCAAGUUCUCGGGCGAUGCUGAGAUGCAAAAGCAGCUGCGGGAUCAGUGCAUGAAGAUGGUCGAGUCCGCGACGGCAAAAGGCUCCGUUCCGGCUGCAUCUGCGGCUUUCCUGCAAGAGCUGUUGACGGACGAUGUUCAAAAGACUCCCAUCCCAGCCGCUCUGUGCAUCUUCAGGAUGGCCCAGAUGGGAAUCCAUGUGGAUUUGCUGCGCUGUCGGCAACUGCCGAGUGAAGUCCCGCUGCUGGAGCAGGCACCUACGAAGGAGGAGUUCUUCCGACAGUAUGUGCUCAGAGGGGCACCUGUUGUCCUCCGCGGAGCCUUCCGUGCCGAGCACUUCGCCCCUGCUGCGGCUUUUGCCGACUUCUCCAAACUGCGAGCAAAAUGCGGCCAUCGCCGGGUCUUGGUCAAGAGCUUGGGUUUCAAGGACGAAGACGGCCGGGCACAAUUCAUGACGGACCCGGAGCUGAAGCUUCCUUUUGCCGCCUAUCUGGAGGCCGUGGAGGCAUGCGAGCGAGAUGGGGCGGCGAUGCCCUACUAUCUGGGCAAGGUCCCUCUCCGCGCCGAGCUUCCGGAAUUAUCCAAGGAGAUCGACGCCUCGGACCGAACGCCUUUGAGCGAGUACGGAGGAUGCUUCGGAGACCUUCUACCUGAAGGCGUGUUCACCUACUUUGGCUGCGGCCGCAACUCCACAUCAGUCCAUUAUGACUGCCACGAGAACCUUAUGGUUUGCGUCUGCGGCACCAAGCGGCUGUGGCUGUACCCACCUGGUGAUGCGAGGUUCGUCUACCCCAUCUCCAAAGACAGGGGUUCGAGCACGGACUUCUCCAGAUCUUCGAUCCUCCCCUUCCGGGCCUUUGAGGACCUGGGCCCAGAGGACAAAGAGCGUUACCCACUUCUGCAGCAUGCCACCGUGCUGGAGGUCACUGUUCAAGCUGGUGACAUGCUUUAUCUGCCUGCUUGCUGGUGGCACUGUGUGGAAGGCUCGGACGACCGCAACAUCAUCCUCAACUGGUGGUUCGGUCAGCACACGGAGAAGAAGCAGGCUGCAUCUCGAGCCACGCCAAAGGUGAGCAACGGCUAUGCUUAG
Molecule: messenger RNA, 1476 nt
Organism: Symbiodinium sp. CCMP2592
Lineage: Eukaryota; Dinophyceae; Suessiales; Symbiodiniaceae
Source: the annotation of a GenBank genome assembly